AUGAGCGACACGGAUAAGUCACCCCCCAGCGCCCUCAUCGCCUCCAAAGGCAAUAACACGGCAUUUUGGAAACCCACUGCGGGCACAACUUGGCAAAUCGAGCUUCUCUACACGCUUAAUGACACCUCCGUUAAUGUUGAAGUCUACGACAUCGACUUGUUCAACAGCGGAGCAGACUUGAUCUCAAGCCUCCAGAAAGAAGGCCGCAAAGUGAUUUGUUAUUUCUCAGCAGGUAGCUGGGAAAACUGGCGACCUGAUGCUGAUAAAUUCAAUAAUUCAACAGAUUUGGGAGGGACAUUGAAUGGCUGGCCAAAUGAAAAAUGGCUUAACAUCAGCUCAGAAAACGUGCGAAGCAUUAUGAAGACUCGACUUGACAUGGCCAAGGACAAAGGCUGUGAUGGGGUCGAUCCUGACAAUGUGGACGGAUAUAACAACGAGGAGAACGAUCUGGGCCUUACCAAACAAGACUCAAUUAACUAUCUUGGUUUUCUUGCUGCUGAGGCGCACUCACGCAACAUGUCGAUUGGGCUAAAGAACGCGGGGGAAAUUAUUGACAGUGUCAUUGACAAUAUGCAAUGGUCCGUCAACGAACAGUGCGCCCAAUUCAACGAGUGCGAUACUUUUUCCCCAUUUACCGACGCAAACAAACCUGUCUUUCAUAUCGAAUAUCCCAAAGGCACAGAUACUGACAACAACGCACUAGUCACCACUGCACAGAAAAAUGCGGCAUGUAAUUUUAAAGGUUCUAAAAACUUUUCAACCAUUAUCAAGAACAUGAACCUUGACAAUUGGAUCCAGUUGUGCUGA
Talaromyces proteolyticus is the source of this 807-nucleotide messenger RNA. RefSeq names its product glycoside hydrolase superfamily. The record is from RefSeq and is a predicted model, not a curated record. The coding region runs from base 1 to 807 and encodes 268 amino acids. Lineage: Eukaryota; Fungi; Ascomycota; Eurotiomycetes; Eurotiales; Trichocomaceae. The transcript has 2 exons.